This is a messenger RNA of Paramormyrops kingsleyae, 1134 nucleotides long. It is a transcript of the gene lenep, whose product is annotated as lens epithelial protein. Gene Ontology annotation, biological process: multicellular organism development. The record is from RefSeq and is a predicted model, not a curated record. NCBI's taxonomy places the organism in Eukaryota, Metazoa, Chordata, Actinopteri, Osteoglossiformes, Mormyridae.
AUGCAUGCCCGGGCUACACCCUACUCAUGGGGGCAGAAUCUCCACAAUGCUGCCCUUGGCAUAGCAAGGGGCAAAAAUUUCUUGGGGAGUAGCUUUGCAUACAGCAUCUUCCAAUGGCUGAAGGAUUGCCUAUAUGUCUUGCUCUGUUGCUGGUGCAUCAAGGAGAUCCUGGACUGAGCAUCUUACACACACGUCUAAGCAGAGUGAGCCUGAUUAGUACAGUCCAGUUUGCCAGUGAUGCUAUGGUGCAUGUCCCACUCCAAGCUUGCAGCCCAGUUGCAAAGCGCGACAUCAAUACAGGGGGGUGUGGCCUUCCAGGUCGGCUCACACUGAAUAUCCUGGAUCCUUCAGUCCUUUGGAGGGCAUGCGGCCAAACGCUGGAGACACGCAACCACAUGUUGAAACUGGAUUUCACCAAGAAAAAAGUGAUGUAGUGGGAAGACAAGGACAUGAUGUGAAUUGUAAAGAGCUUGCCAAAAAAGAAUCGCCUCACUGAUUCUGCCAGUGCAGUGCAGAGAGUGCUUUUUGUUUCUUUUAUUUUCCAUUCAAAACACAAAUCUACAGCCGAAACUGAAAUCUUUUGAGAAUUAUGGCAGAAAUCAGGGCUGUGGUGACUGGCAUAUUGAUGCCCCUCCACCCCGUGACCAAACAUAACUCAGGACCAGCGAGCAUAAUCACUAAAGGUGUGUGUGUCUUUUUCAAGGAUCCCACACCCUUAGUGUGUGUGUGUCUCAUUAGAUUAUCCAGAACCCAUUAGUAGCUGCUCUUUGUUCUACAACAAUACGUAUCACAUAAGUGUCUUUGUUUUGCUGUGGUUUUGCUGCCAAACUUGUAUUUUCACAUCUUCCCAUUCUAGUCUACCAUCUUGUGGAUAGAAGGAGAACUACACUGGUUAAAUUAGUUCACUUUGGCAGUCCAACAGCUCAUAGAAGUAAGUUACAGAGAGAAGGACAUUUAAUUUGCUUCUCUAACAAGUUGUCUGAUAACAAGUUGUCAGGGAGGAAAAAUGUGAAUUUUAUGUUGCUGGUUAAUCAAGCUCAAGGCUUUAAUAAUUUGAUUGCCCUUCAUAACCCUACAUAGCAUAUUUUACUUUUAAGACUAGAACAAUUGCUGACAUUAGCUUUUGAAUGAAAA